Larimichthys crocea (large yellow croaker) is the source of this 1351-nucleotide messenger RNA. It is a transcript of the gene arl3b, whose product is annotated as ADP ribosylation factor like GTPase 3b. The coding region runs from base 139 to 687 and encodes 182 amino acids. Gene Ontology annotation, molecular function: GTPase activity; GTP binding. NCBI's taxonomy places the organism in Eukaryota, Metazoa, Chordata, Actinopteri, Sciaenidae. The record is from RefSeq and is a predicted model, not a curated record. The transcript is spliced from 6 exons.
AACUGAGCUCCAGAGUGUGCGUAAGCUGUGCGUCUGACGUCACUCCCCCUAGUAACCCUCGGGUGUGCGUAAGCCGUGCGUCUGACGUCACGCCCCUUAGUAACCCUCGGCGGCGUCUCCAGGAGAGAAGGCAACAAGAUGGGAUUGCUGUCCAUCCUGCGGAAGCUAAAGAGCACACCAGACCAGGAGGUGAGGAUACUGCUGCUGGGUCUGGACAACGGCGGGAAGACCACCCUGCUAAAACAGCUGGCAUCUGAGGACAUCAGCCACAUCACCCCCACUCAGGGAUUCAACAUUAAGAGCGUCCAGUCUCAGGGUUUUAAACUGAAUGUUUGGGACAUCGGAGGCCAGAGGAAGAUCAGGCCUUACUGGAGAAACUACUUUGAAAACACAGAUGUGCUGAUUUAUGUCAUCGACAGCGCUGACAGAAAGAGAUUCGAGGAAACGGGUCAGGAGCUGGCUGAGUUGUUGGAUGAAGAGAAGUUGAGCGGCGUUCCUGUGCUGCUCUUUGCAAAUAAGCAGGAUCUGCUGACAGCUGCCCCGGCCUCCGAAAUCGCAGAGGGGCUCAAUCUGCACACCAUCCGGGAUCGCAUGUGGCAGAUCCAGUCCUGCUCCGCCCUCACUGGUGAGGGGAUUCAGGAGGGCAUGAAUUGGGUCUGCAAGAGCGUCAACUCCAAGAAAAAAUAGCUUCGCUUCUAGUCUUCUACUACUCAGGAGGAAUGGCAGCAGCACACACACAUACACUGACACACAUUGCACCCUCCUGAGCCUUAGUACGAUGGGAUAUACCUGUGAAUGUAAACACACUACUAAUCCAACCUGGACUUGGAGUUUUUAACCCGCUGCAUCCCUGUAUCGCUGACGUUUACUAAUCUCAACGCAUCUUCCUACGUUAGCCUCUACAAAGGAGGACGGAGGCUUGACUUCAAAAGGAACCCAUGCCAGGAAAUCAACCCCCAUCUCCACCCAGACUACCAACGUCACCCACCAUCACAACCUCAAACAUUCCCAUUAAACCAUCGUCUCUCAGCGCGUUCGUAAACGCUCUUUCACUACAUCUUUUCCUCCAUCUCAUAUGUGGUGAUGUUGUUUUCGUUUUGUUUUUUAUCAUUCCACGAUGGCUGUAAGCGCUUUUCCUGCUAUGGCUCUGUUUGAAGUGAGGUAUAUUUUUGUAAUUGUUUUAUUUAUGGUGAAGUAGAGUGUAGAGUGCUUUCAAACAACAACCGGUGUGACGUGUGUGAUUUCAAGGAUGUUAGAGAAAACGUUCUGACUCUCUCCCCAUUAAAGAAUAAUACUGUACAUGUUAAUAUGUAUAAAAAAAAGAAUUAAAAAAGAGAAUUAAAAUGGUUAA